AUGCUCCCCACCUUGCCCCACCCCCUCUUUCCCCUCACCCGCCGUCCUCCUCUAAACACCCAUGCGUUUCCACUCGUCACUCCAAUGAAUCUCCUUACUCCCUCCCUCUCUCCCUCCAACCGCGUUCCUUUUCCGCUCCUGGUUCCAAACAAGCCGCUGCAGCUGCCGCCCAAAAUGCUGCCUCUGCCGCCCCGGGAGCCAUCCACAGCAGAUGGUGCUGACAUCAGCGGCCUGUCUGUUCUGGAUCUCUGCCGGGUGAACUACGCCAUGGACCUCCUAUCAGAUGCUGCCACGUGGCAGCCAGUCACAGUCACCACACACACCAGCAUCUCAAAGACACUCUUCCUCCUCGACUCAUACGCCCCUGCCUGCUACCCCUCUGCUGCCGCCUUCCUCUCACGAGUAACAUACCCUUCCCUUCUCCAACACGCCCUCCCCCCUUUCCCCACCCUCCUCCUUUCCCAAUCCUCCUUCCCCCCCCUCCAGUCUGCUGCUAUGGCUGCUGAGACUGUAGAAGCCUGGCUCUUCGUCUCCUUGCUCAACACCUCAGUUCUCCCUCCCGUCCCCCCUUCCCCAUCCGCGUUCCCCUCCGCGCCCCCCUCUCCCGCCUCCAGUCUGCUGCAAUGGCAUGUUGGGACUCUAGAAGCCUCGCCACGUCGCGCCAUGUGGCGAGCGUCUAUUGGAUGGCAGCGGCCGGCGCACCAGCAGCAGCGCCUAUGGACGCGCUUGUCCUUUUCCUCGCAGACGAGCUGCUGGUGCCAGCCAUCAGGGGGAGGCUUGCAUCUGGUGCAGGGCGCACCUGGCUCAGGUUCAGGUGGUGCCAAAGAGGGAGCAACAGCAGGUGCAGCAAGAGCAGCAGCGGCGCUGGAUGCUCUGAGGAAUAGCAGUGGGUCGACCGGACAGAGUCACUCGGCUCUUGAAUACGUGCUCUCGUGCACCUCUCAACCCAACCGUUCCUCCCAUCCUUCGUUUCCCAACUCACCCAUGCGCUCUCACCCACCUGUCCUCUCCCUUCCUCACAGUGUAUGGGAGCUGGUCAAAGAGCUGACUGGUGGAUCAAACAGCCCAGCUCAUGUGCUUCAGAAUCGCUCCCUACCGUUCAAAGAGGCCCACAUCUCUGCGCUCAUCAGCUGCUUGCAGCACUUCUCCCCAGACUCACUCUCACAACAGCGCUCUGGCUUUAAGAAUGCUCCCACUCUCACUGCCCGUAGCUUGCCUGACGCGGACAGCCAAGGAGGCAUGGGGCAGGCAUCGCUGUGGGAUCAUUUGAAUAGCCUCAAAUUGGCACUGGCCAAGGAGUUGAGUGCCAAGAUCAUGUUCCUCUGA
Molecule: messenger RNA, 1326 nt
Organism: Closterium sp. NIES-65
Lineage: Eukaryota; Viridiplantae; Streptophyta; Zygnematophyceae; Desmidiales; Closteriaceae
Source: the annotation of a GenBank genome assembly